AUGGAAGUUGAAGAGAUUCUAAAGAAUUUAACACUUGAACAGAAAGUUAGACAAAUGUUUAUGUUUAACUUGCCUGGAAAACAACUCGAUGCUGAAAUAUUUAAUUUGAUCAAAAAAUAUCACAUAGGUAACUUAAUUCUAUUCACCAUUAAUCUUGGUAAUGGAAAAGAGAUCAAAAAAUUAACAAGUGAUUUCCAAGAAUAUUCUCUAAAAGAAUUUGGAUUCCCAGCAUUCAUUUCAUCUGAUAUGGAAGGUGGAAAUGUUGAACGGUAUAGCGAAGAUAUUCCAAGAUUUCCUGGUGCCGCUGCCAUAGUUUCAACAAAUUCAAUUGCAAAUUGUCAAGAUCUCUCUGAAAGUGUAGCAAAAGUUUUAUUAUCUUUGGGAAUAAAUAUGAACUUAGCUCCUGUAUGCGACAUUAAUGAUAACUCAAGGAAUCCUGUAAUUGGUGCUCGGUCAUUUGGCUUUGAUCCUCAAAAAAUUUCAAAUUAUAUCAAAGCUCAUAUAAAUGGUCACAAGAAGGCAGGCUGUUUAACAUGUGCCAAGCAUUUUCCAGGUCAUGGAAGCACAUUUCAAGAUUCUCAUCGUGAAUUGCCUCAUAUUAUUCACAAAUAUGAUGAAUUUAUGAAAAAAGACAUUCCUCCUUUCAAAGAUGCCAUUGAAGCAGGUGUCGAUUCGAUUAUGACAGCUCAUUUAUUGUCACCUCUUGAUGAAGAAAAUCCAGCAUCUCUUUCUCCAAAAGUAAUCAAUUACAUCAGAAAAGAACUUGGAUUUGAUGGACUUCUUGUUACAGAUUCUUUAGUUAUGAAAGGUGUUUCUAUUCAAGGAAUCGAUGUUGCAGUAAGAAAAGCAAUUUUGGCAGGAAAUAACAUUUUAAUUGCCAAUACAAUGGAAGGUGAUUUUGCUGAAUUCUACAAAAUGAUUGAAGGAGUUUUAAAUGAUGUAAAAUCUGGAGUAAUUCCAGAACAAUUAAUUGACGAUUCAUGCAGAAGGAUUAUAUCUUCUAAACUCAAACUCAAACAUGCUUUAGAAACAAAUAAAUAUGAUGAAAAUGAAGAAAUUUAUAUUUCAAAUCUUAAAAAACUUUCUAAUGAAAUCAGUCAGAAUUCAAUUGCAGUUCCAAGAGAUGAAAAUGGCCUUAUACCUUUUAAUGGUAGAAAAGUCGUCUGUGUAUAUACAAAAUUACCUCAAAAGAAUGUUUCAUUCGAAUUCAAAUUAAUUCCAUCAUUUGCAGAUGUUUUGAAGGAAGCCAACAAUGAUGAAAGUAAUCCAUCUCGUGCUAGUUGUUUGGAAAUUGUUAAUAUUAGUAAAAAUCCAACAGAAGAAGAAAUCAAGCAAUCAAUUGAUGCUUCAAAAGCAGCUGAUAUCGUAGUUUUUGCUCCAUUCAGGCCAGGACUAAACACAAAGCAACUUGACUUACUCAAUGAAAUUCAAAAAGUCAAUACAAAUGUCAUUUUUGUUUCUUCAUUCGAUCCUUAUGAAGUUAACAUCAUUCCACAUGUUUUUUCAAUAAUUGUUGGUUUUGAAUUAACUUCAUUAAGUAUCCACUCAACAGUUAACUGUCUUAUCGGUAGAUGUCCAAUUACCGGUCAUUUUGAUCUAAACUUAUAA
Molecule: messenger RNA, 1608 nt
Organism: Trichomonas vaginalis G3
Lineage: Eukaryota; Parabasalia; Trichomonadida; Trichomonadidae
Product: glycosyl hydrolase
Exons: 1
Coding region: 1-1608 (535 amino acids)
Biological process (GO): peptidoglycan turnover; carbohydrate metabolic process
Molecular function (GO): hydrolase activity, hydrolyzing O-glycosyl compounds
Source: RefSeq, a predicted model, not a curated record